GUGAGUUGAGCUGGCUGAGCUGCGCCGUAAGGGCUGUUAUUGCUGUUAGUGCUGUACAGCGGAGACGGGGCUCAGCCCGGAGGAGAAGGAGGGGGAAGAGGAGGAGAAGGAGGAGAAGAACAGCUCCCUGCGGUGACUCCACUUCACCCUAAACACCCAUACAUGCAAUAGCUGCGCUCUCUGAGACGAAAAGAUGAUUUCGCCGUGGGACAGAUGGUACACGACGAGCUGCUGCCUCUGCUGCCAUGUCCGGACGGGCACCAUUAUCCUGGGCAUCUGGUACAUGCUCAUCAAUGCAGUAGUUCUGUUAAUCCUGCUGUCUGCUUUAAAUGACCCGGUCCAGUACCACUACCACCUCACUAGUGCUGAGCUUGGCACAGAUUUGGACGUCAUGGACGAUGCAAACAUGUGCAUCGCUGCUGCAAUUUCCCUACUGAUGAUUCUGAUCUGUGGGAUGGCGACCUAUGGUGCUUAUAAGCAACAUGCUGCUUGGAUCAUUCCAUUUUUCUGCUACCAAAUCUUUGACUUUGCUCUUAACACCCUGGUAGCAAUAAGUGUCGUGGUUUACCCGAACACCAUCCAGGACUACCUUCAGCAGCUGCCUGGGACCUUUCCAUACAAAGAGGACUUAAUGUCCACAAGCAACAUGUGCCUAGUAUUUGCAGUUCUGCUAUUCAUCGGCUGCAUCUUGGCCUUUAAGGCUUACCUGAUUGCCUGCGUGUGGAACUGCUACAGAUACGUUAGUGGAAGAGGCACCACAGAGGUCUUGGUUUAUGUCACCACAAAUGACACAACAGUGCUGCUUCCGCCCUAUGAAGAAGUUGUUGCCAUUCCACCGAAGGAGCCGCCUCCUCAGUAUGUUUCAGCAUGAGACAGACAUUUUCCUCUGUCAGAGUCCCCUGCUCUCAUCCCUAAUCCCCUCCAAAGAAAGAAAGAAAGGAUUUCUCUAUCACUAUUGCCCAUUGCCCUCUACUUCUUACUCUGUGAUGUUUUUUUUUCCUUCUUUACUCCCUGAAGGCAGUAGUGUGACUUUGACAUGUCCUUUCCUCUGCAAGGCACAGCUGUCCUGGCAGCCCAAGUGCUGUGUGUCAGCUCCAAUUUGAUUUGCACUUCCAGUGAUUAUGCACAGCACUGACCUCCCUUUUUAAUACUGUGAACUUCUCAGUACUGUUGUUGUCGUCUACAGAAGUACCUGCAAAAUGCAAAGGCACAGAGUGCAAUAAAUAUGAGGGUUAUUUAAGAGCACCUUUCAAAUGGCUAUUACCCAGGAACCCACUGAAUGUAGAGACCAGGGUAUUUUCAUCUAACAUUGUAUUUGUAUUAACACUAAACUGUGAGAAGACUUUCAAGAAACCCAAUUUGUGGUUAAAACAUGUACCUAAACCUAUGAACUUAACCCAGAGCAAUCCUAAAUCAUGUCCUCUGAGAAAAUCAGGUCUUUUAUACCAAUAGUAUCCCAUAUUUAAUGCAGCAUUGAAAUCUUUUGAUACCAUAUUUAAAAUAAUGACCUUUUGGUGGAUUCAGACAAUACAAGAAUUCCAAAUACUACAAUGAUUUGGAUCGAAAGAUUAUGCACUACAGGAUAUAUCAGUGCAGUGUAACUGAUGAAGGAUUCUGGCCAUUUUCACAAGAUUAUGUUGAUUAUGCUUUUAUACAUUUCUCUCUUUCUUUUGAUUUAAUCUGAAUUAAGACUAUAAGAAUAAAAUUCCUAUAGUCUGCAGAUUAGAUACAUAAACGAUACAUAAAAUUGUAUGAAAGCUAAAGCUUGCUGUUAAUCCUGUUUAUUUCAGAUUUUUUACCGUUCAUCAAGUGGCAGCGUGCCACAUUCUUUUUGCACACAGUUCUUGUUAAUUCAUGUUGUACAUUCUGUGUUAGGUCAGUCAUUGUAACAAUUGAAAAGUAGACUGUAGCACAGUACCAUAGUAUAGCUAUGACAUAGCCUUGUAGUGUGCUCUGGUAGUCUGACUAUGAGUGACAUGAAGUCUUCUGAAGUCUUCCCCAGCUUCAUUCUGCUUAACUUAUUCAAACAUUUGCAGUGUUUUAUAUAAAGAGCUAUGCAAAACUAUGUUAAAGGAACCACUGUACUGUGUUUCAAUGCUAAGCUCUCUGGUAUUAAUGCCUUAAACUGAGACUGCAGACUGUCUUUCACUGCUGGCUGCCAUUUUCCCAGGGUUGCAAUUUUUCCAGGCCUGCUUUAAAGAACCUGGUGUAACUGAUCUUGAUUCCUGUAAGAAUUUUUCAGAGGACAGUUCUAUAAAUCGGCGUUAGCUGCAUUUCCAUCCAAAGGAUUUUUUUUUACGAAAAAUAUCUUAAAGCUUCAAAAUGUUUGUCAGUGAAGACUAUGGAAACAGGAAUUGAUAAGAUUUUAUGAGUGUCCACAAAACUCUUUUCUGUUGCACCUGCAAUGGCAAACAAUAUAUUAAAAUAGAUUUCCUCAUCAGUAGGUUAUAAAGAAAGUCAGUAAAGUCAUGUUGAACAUUUCAAACGUAAGUCUUUUUUAUCAAUAAACCAAAACGUAGGCAAGAAAUUACAUCAUUGCACCAGGAUUUUUAUCGCUAAAAGUCUGUUUGAUGGGCAUUAAAAUUCACAAUCAUUUUUACACAUGAUUUUUUUUAGGAGGUCAACUGAGACAUAGCUAAUGGUCUGCUGAAACCCUAAAACACAACCUACAUAACAAAAAAGAUGGAUAAAGAUAUUACUAAACUAAGAAACAAAUUGUCACUGUCCAAAAAAAACCCCCAAAAAAACAAAGUAUCUCCAGAAUGGCAACUUCAUAGGAGAACUUUCAGUAUAGGUUCAUAUAAAGUAAAUUAAUCCAAAUUAAAGUAAUUUUAGACCAUUUCUAUUGAUCCAUUCAUCAUGACAUUUUGAUAAAAUAUGAAGGACAGCUGCUGUGCUCAAAUGAUGAAUAGUUUUUGGACAGCAACAAAUCUAUGCCCAUUGUUUUUUGACAUGUUUGAAACUCACAAAUCAAGUAAAGCAGUGAAAGAAUGUCUGUUCACUCCAGUUAAGGAAAAGGUACAAAAGAUCUUGGGGUUGAAAUAUAGUAAAAUACUGCUUCGUGUACCAUGCAUCAACAACCUACAGUAGCCAGAUACUUGCUGUUUGUUCCUAUGAAACAGAUAGAUGGGUAGAUUUAAACAUUUUUUGUUAGCUUUGUAGCUACUCUUCAAAUCCGACAUCAUAGCCUGAUCCAACAAAUCAUCUUAAAUCUGUUAGGGUCUAAUAAUAAGUUGACUUGGAAAAAGCUGAACUAUGGUUUAUCCUGUCACACACAGUGCAACUUCUAAAACGUACAAUUUAUUACUGAUUUUUACUGUUGAUAUUGUAUGUAGUCUGUAACAAAGGUUAUUCAGUCAGACUUGUGAUAUUCCAUUGGCUGUAAUAAUGUUUGUACUGAACAUGUAUCAAAGGUAACAGAUCGACAUACUGUAAUGUGUUUACUGUAGCGUGAAUGCACAUGUAAGCUAGGGCAGUACUUAUGAGUAGAGAGAAUGAGUGCGUGUUUUGUCCCGUUAUGUAUUCUGUUGUUGGGUCUGCACUUGUUUGUCUCAUUUUUAAACCAUAAAGUAUUCUGAUGCUGUAUAAUCA
Messenger RNA from Colossoma macropomum (tambaqui), 3591 nucleotides. It is a transcript of the gene laptm4b, whose product is annotated as lysosomal protein transmembrane 4 beta. Lineage: Eukaryota; Metazoa; Chordata; Actinopteri; Characiformes; Serrasalmidae. The record is from RefSeq and is a predicted model, not a curated record. Bases 194 to 871 code for a protein of 225 amino acids. Gene Ontology annotation, cellular component: lysosomal membrane. The transcript has 7 exons.